UUAAAGAAUCAAGUGACCAGCUGCAGCUCCCAAGUCGAUUUCAGGCUCCUUAGAGCACCCCGUCUCUGUCAGGUUCAAUCCCCCAUGAGCCGAGGGGGCGGUGGGAGGAGGGAGGUGGCGUGUGCCGACAAAGGACCCAGCGAGGACACAUGCAGGACCAAACUUCCCAAGUAUCCCGUGCAGUCCAGAAGCCUGUGCCGGCUGUGUGAUGACUGUGACAUACACAAAUCGGGUAGCUGAUGCACGCCUGGGCACCUUCUCGCAGCUCCUGCUCCGAUGGAAAGGGAGUAUCUACAAACUCCUCUACUGUGAGUUCUUCAUCUUCAUCACUCUCUACUUUAGCAUCAGCCUCACUUACAGGCUGAUCCUAAAUGCAAGCCAAAGGCUGAUGUUUGAGAAGUUGGCUCUGUAUUGCAAUAACUAUGCUGAACUGAUCCCUGUGUCCUUUGUGCUGGGUUUCUAUGUAGCCCUGGUGGUAUCUCGCUGGUGGGGUCAAUAUGAGAGCAUUCCAUGGCCCGACCGCAUCAUGAACCUGGUCUCCAGUAAUGUGGAUGGACAAGACGAGUAUGGGCGCCUCCUGCGGCGCACCCUGAUGCGCUACAGCAACCUUUGCAGUGUGCUGAUCCUCCGUUCUGUCAGCACCGCUGUCUACAAGCGCUUCCCCAGCACAGAGCACAUCGUGCGAGCAGGCCUCAUGACCCCAGAAGAGCACAAGAAGUUUGAGAGCCUGAACUCUCCCCACAACAAGUUCUGGAUCCCCUGUGUGUGGUUCUCGAACCUGGCUGUGAAGGCGCGGAACGAGGGCAGGAUCCGGGAUAGUGUGCUGCUCCAGGGCAUCCUGAAUGAACUAAACACCUUGCGUAGCCAGUGUGGGCGACUCUAUGGGUAUGACUGGAUCAGCAUCCCGCUGGUCUACACUCAGGUGGUCACAGUGGCCGUUUACAGCUUCUUCCUGGCCUGCCUGAUCGGCCGGCAGUUCUUGGACCCAGCGAAGGAAUAUCCUGGCCAUGAGCUGGAUCUCUUUGUGCCUGUCUUUACUCUCCUGCAGUUCUUCUUCUACGCUGGCUGGUUAAAGGUGGCUGAACAGCUCAUCAACCCAUUCGGAGAGGAUGAUGAUGAUUUUGAAACCAACUGGCUCAUUGAUAGGAAUCUGCAGGUCUCCCUUCUCGCUGUGGAUGACAUGCACCAGGAUCUGCCCCUCAUGGAGAAGGACCUGUACUGGAACGAGUCCUACCCCCAGCCACCCUACACUGCAGCCACUGCUGAGUAUAAGCGGACAUCAUUUCUUGGCUCAACCUUUGACAUUAGCAUGCAGAAAGAAGAGAUGGAAUUCCAGCCGCUGGAGCAAAUUAAAGAGAAUGAGGAGGCAAACCACUCUACACCACUGCUGGGACAUCUGAGCCGCUUGCUGGGGGUCCAGUCACCGAGUUUCUCCAGGUCAUCCUCCCGGAUGAAUCUGCCACGCAAGAGGAAUGACCCUUUGUCCCCCUUCCCUCAUUACUUGUACCAGGAUGUAGGGAAACCUGGAAGCCCCUGCAGUGCCAAUCCGCAAAGGAGAGACUCCUCCCACCCAGGCUCCAGUUCACAGGAGCAAUGGGACAAUGAAGAUAGAAAACUGAGAGAGUUUGAUGCCUUUGUGUCAAUCCCCUUCUAUGAGAGACCUGGCUUUUAUAGUGCUCCACAGACACCAAUCAGCUCCAUCCCUAUGAUCUUCCCAUCCAGGCGCCCAGGACGCAAGAAGCCCCCUGCUCUCUCCAGCAUCGUGGCCUGUUCGACUUCAAUGAGAGACAACUUUGCCAACCUCUCACCUUCCAGGGCUAGUGAUGUGGACAAAAGCCAGAGCUCCCUUGGUUCUGCAGUUAAGGAAACUUUUGUUUGGCAAGGAGAGCAAGACAAAGCCCCAGACUCCCUGGUGGUGACAGUAGAGGAAGGAGAGAAUAACAUGUUGAACAAUAAAACAAAUGAGGUUGCCCCUGUUAGGAGUCCAGGGCCUCAAUCUAUAGUAUCGGAAAGCCCCAAGUUUCCCUUCCUAGCAGAGUCUCCAGACCAUGAAAAACAAGGCAGCUUCAAGAGCUUGAAGAGUCUGAAAAGCCACCGACAUCCCUGGCUAACUCUGGAGAAUAUGACACCAGCAGCCACCCCAAACUCAGAUAAUCCCAGCAACUUUCAUACUCCCAGCAUGAGAACCCCUGGUAGCAGUGGGCCCCUCUUCUUUUCAUUCACCCCCGUGACAUCCCCAGUGCUGGAGAGGUCACGUUUAGGGAACUCAGGCACUGUUCCUAGACCAAGCUCAGAUGAUGCAUCUAGUGCCCUGGUGCAGGCUUCCAUAGAGGUUUCUGGGACUGGAAGAGAGACAGGAAAUGGAAAUGCUAGUGCUCAUCACACUGAGGAACAGAGGAGAGCAGAGAGUCCCUCACCUAAUGAUUCUGGUAUCUCCUUAGCAGAUGGUGACUACGUCGGGCUGAUGGAGGUGAUCAUGGAAGCCAGUGAGAAUGUGUCUGAUGAAGUGGAUAGAUACAGUUAAAUGAAGAGACCAAUUGAUUCCUUCUGACUGCUGAGAUACCCCCCUACUUAGGAUACUGCAGUGUCUUUACCCCAAAUGAUAUCGGUGCUCAAGAUGCAUAAAGCUUCUACAAAGAAGCAAUACAACCAUACCAGCCAUGUACUGCCAAAGUUUGGGGCUUCAGUACCUGAUGGAUGAUGGCAUGAACUUGUUCCCAGGGCCAGUUUACUAGCAAUGAACUUCAUGCAAUAGAGUGUACAAGAACAGUUCAUGGAACUUCAGUGUCACACCUAUGGGAAUACCUAUACAAUUAAAGCAAAAAAUGAUUUUAUAAAAUUCUUCAUUAAUUGCAAGUACUUAGAAUGGAGCAACAUAGGAUACCAGCAACUUGGGUGCAGAUACACAUGAAAUCAGAAGUCUGUUUCCUAAAUAUGCCUGGAAUGCUGACCCAUUACAAAACAACACCAGCACUCAGCCUUGCUGGUGUCUGCCACAAGAGACCCAAUAACAAGUGCCCCAAUGCAUAGUUCCUUAGUUUACACUGAAUGGGGGUGGUGUUUCAGAGGAUACUGUUUUCCCCUUCCCCUAUAUAUACAUCAAAGCUUUCACUAACUUUGCUUGCCCUUCAUCCAAACUAAAUUGAAGUAUGACGACAGUUUUCAGUGGUAGCCAUGUUAGUCUAUAUC
This is a messenger RNA of Gopherus evgoodei (Goodes thornscrub tortoise), 3189 nucleotides long. It is a transcript of the gene BEST1, whose product is annotated as bestrophin 1. The record is from RefSeq and is a predicted model, not a curated record. The transcript has 10 exons. The coding region runs from base 209 to 2524 and encodes 771 amino acids. Gene Ontology annotation, molecular function: chloride channel activity. Lineage: Eukaryota; Metazoa; Chordata; Testudines; Testudinidae.